Bacillus rossius redtenbacheri is the source of this 3251-nucleotide messenger RNA. Its product is annotated as serine proteinase stubble-like. The transcript has 12 exons. Gene Ontology annotation, biological process: proteolysis. Gene Ontology annotation, molecular function: serine-type endopeptidase activity. Bases 30 to 2090 code for a protein of 686 amino acids. NCBI's taxonomy places the organism in Eukaryota, Metazoa, Arthropoda, Insecta, Phasmatodea, Bacillidae. The record is from RefSeq and is a predicted model, not a curated record.
UUUUUCUUUUCUUUUUUAGCAGGUUUCUCAUGCGUCUACAUGGUUUGUGCCCGUAUGCAACAUCAGAAUAUAUUGCUACUGUAAAGAAACGACCAAGGAUGGUGUGGGUGGCGCUGGCGGGCGCCAUUUUGAUGUGGAUGACGCCGCCGGCGUUUCCGCAGAUGGCGAUACUUCGCGGACACAGCUACAAGAUCUCGGCCAAGCCGUGCUCGGUGAACGGCGCCGAGGGCACGUGCAUGUUCGUGUGGGAGUGCAUCAAGACGGAGGGUCGGCACGCGGGCAUGUGCGUGGACCAGUUCAUGUUCGGCAGCUGCUGCAUGCACAACUCCACCGACAACCUGCUGCCGCCGCCGUCGCCGUCGUCUGAGGAGCCCGACGUGCUGUACUCGCCGCCGCAGCAGCUGCAGCACGGCGGUAGCACCACCGUGCUGCUGCCCGUGUCCCCCUCCUCCCACUCCUCCUCCUUCCUCUCAUCGGCGGCGGUCAGCCACACGACGGAGAUGGGAAGCCACGCGCGGCCGUCGGGGGGCGCCACUAGCGCUCACAGCGGCACUACCAGUGCCCUCGGCGUGACGACGGUCCUGCAGUUCGUCGCCGCGCCGUCGGGUGGCAGCACUGCCAGGCCGUCACCGACCACACUCGCGGCCGGCAGCGGCACCAACACCGAACAGGGUCCAAGAGCCGGAUGCCGAACUAGCCGCAUUUUCACACUCCCUCUCCAACAAACAGGCGCCCUGAUGCCAUGUUAUCUGCUGUACUCCGGCCAGCGAACAUCAGACCUCCGGUCCUACAGUAUUUAUGAACCUUUUGGAACAACAUUUAAAUUGCUAUUAUCGCCCCCGCCCCCACCUUCAUCGCCGCUACCAGUUUCCUUUGCAUCAAUCCCGUUUCAGAGUCAUCCUGCAAUCACUACUAUUGGCUACCCAUCCACCCACAUGCCGGACCUGGCGGCGGACACGGCGGCGGCGGGCAGCGCCGCCAUCGGCUCGUGGACGCUGCUGCAGACAGUGCCCGGACACCAGUGGCAGGCGUCCACCCAGCCGUCGUUCGUGACGAGGCCGCGGCCCCACCCGGGCGGCGGCGGCAGGCCCCGGCCGCCGCAGAGGCCUCGCCCGCCGCCGCUCCGGCCGCCACCUCCCGCCUCCACCACCAGGAGGACCACAACCAGGAGGACAACCACCCCCACCACCACGACACCUUCCACCACCACCACCACAACCACGACCACCACCACGACCACCACGACGCCCAGGCCCGCGGUCUUCCUGCCGGCCACGUCCACCAUCCCGCCCGCGGGCGGCCAUCGAGAUGCCCGUUGCGGCGUGCCACCGUUGUUUCCCAGACCGGAAACCCGGAUCGUGGGCGGAAAGGACUCGCCGUUCGGCGGAUGGCCUUGGCAGGUGUCGGUGCGCAGGACGUCCUUCUUCGGCUUCUCGAGCACGCACCGGUGCGGCGGGGCGCUGCUCAACGAGAACUGGAUCGCCACGGCGGGCCACUGCGUCGACGACCUGCUGACGUCGCAGAUCAGGAUCCGGGUGGGCGAGUACGACUUCUCCAGCGUGCAGGAGCCCUUGCCCUUCGUGGAGCGGGGCGUGUCCCGCAAGGUGGUGCACCCCAAGUACAACUUCUUCACGUACGAGUACGACCUGGCGCUGGUGCGGCUCGAGUCGCCCUUGCCGUUCCAGCAGCACAUCGCGCCCAUCUGCCUGCCGGCGUCCGACGACCUGCUCAUCGGCGAGAACGCCACGGUGACGGGCUGGGGUCGCCUCAGCGAGGGCGGGACCCUCCCCUCCGUGCUGCAGGAGGUGACCGUGCCCAUAGUGAGCAACGACAAGUGCAAGAACAUGUUCCUGCGCGCCGGACGCCACGAGUUCAUCCCGGAGAUCUUCCUGUGCGCCGGCUACGACACGGGAGGGCAAGACUCCUGCCAGGGCGACUCCGGCGGGCCCUUGCAGGUGCGCGGCAAGGACGGCAGGUACUUCCUCGCCGGCAUCAUCAGCUGGGGGAUCGGCUGCGCGGAGGCCAACCUGCCCGGCGUGUGCACGCGCAUAUCCAAGUUCGUGCCCUGGAUCCUCGAGCACGUGACGUAGCAUGCUCCAGGGGGGCCCUCGCUGGAGAUACCCCCGGCGGGAUCGAGGAGCAACUUCACUGAAGCUGCGCGCCCGGCAAUAUUCCGAUAGAGACAACCAAAAAACAACACACUUCGUACUUUUCGCACCGUUCCUCGAGUAAUGAGAGACCUCUUUAAAGCGACGGAUCGUUGCCUCAUCAUCAUCAAUCGUGAGCUGGUACACUACGUCAUGUAAGAGAGGCGAGUUGUAACCUAACGCGAAGAGGGAAGAAAGCGUAGACCAAAUGUGUAUUUUAAUAAAUGUCUUAAAACUGGCAAGUAAUCAUUUUAACUGUCAGGUACAGCAGUUGUGUAGCUCUUUAUUCUUUAUGUUUUCCCAUUUCGAUGUCUUGCCCUUCAGCAUCUGCGCAUACCAAAAUCAUACUAAGCACGUGCAUCGUACAGAAAGACUAGCAGAAAAAGUAUUUUGGCUCCGUGCCUUAUUUUACAGUGUGUCUACUACGUCUUCCUUACAGUUUGCACACUGUGUUCUUAUGUUGGGUUAUUGAAUUUCACAUAAUUAUUUUUGUUUCCUUGCAGUUCCUAAGGAUUCUUAGGUGUAAAAUAAUUCAAAUUAUUAUUAUUUUUUUGUAUUGUAUAUGUUCUAUUUGUUUGCCUAACUGUAAGAUUAUUUUUGGUGUUUACAACAGCUGGUAAUGGAUGCCACUGUCUUUAACUGUUCCAUUUUCAAUAUAUUUCAUCAUAAAUAUUUGGAAUUCACAAAAACAAAAUCCCAACAUAUCAGUGUAAGUCAAAUGUAUUAAUGGCGCAAUCAUUUACGACAGUAAAAUGAAUUCAAAGUGACUAAGUGAAAGUGACGAUGGGUAAAAAAUAUGCUCUUUUAAAUCAUCUGUGAUGGUUGACAUGUUCCUUAUGAUGUGAUGCUACAGUAAGUCUUUAGCAAUGUUGCUAAAGAUCUGCCGUAAAAUCGACGAGAUCAGAUUACCAGAGUAACAAAUUAUGAACUGUUACAUAAUGUCUGAAAGUAUUUAUCACAAGCAAUUCUUCAUGAAAAAUAUGUUAAAUGAGAUGAAUAUAAUAGUAAUACAUUUUAAGUCUUACACACAUGUACAUACCUAGAUUAUAAAGUAUGUGAUAUGCACUUUCAGAACCAGAAAAUAAAGUAAUUUUUAAGUCUAAA